AUGACAUGGGAGGAGAAAGUAGGCCAGCUUGGUGGCAUUCGGAGACUCGCUGAGACGGUGGGCGGAAAGGUAUCGUACAACGAGACGUCGUUCGAGGAAAUUCGAAAGACGCAGAAUGGACAGAUCGGAUUCGGGGCACCCCAAAACUAUGCCCAUGACCUGCUGCCCAUCGCCAACCGUGUGCGGUCCGAGCAAAUCAACAACACGAGACUCGGGAUCCCAUACAUCACCAUUGCAGACUCGGUCAAUGGACUGAUGAUUUCGGGCGGAACCAUGUUUCCGGGAGCCAUCUCCAUGGGCUCCACGUGGAACAUCCCGCUCUACGAGCAAGCCAUCGCCGCCAUCCGCGAGGAGAACAUCGCCAUGGGCACCCACUGGGUUCUGUCACCCGAGGUCGACCUCGCCAAGGACCCCAGGAAUGGACGAAACGGCGAGAUGUUCGGCGAGGAUGCGUAUCUAGUCGGCGAGUUUGCUGCGCACUACAUCAACACGAUGCAAGAGAAAGACGCGAACGGGUUUGUCAAGGUGGCCACGACCAUCAAGCACUGGGUCUAUGGGUCCAGCAGCGGCGGUGUCAACACAGCCAGCAUCCAGGGCGGCCUGAACCAUAUUCUCAACGACAUGGGCGCUCCAUAUGUCAAGGCCAUCAGGGAGUCGAACCCGUUGUCGCUCAUGGUCUCCUACGCCAGCGUGGACCAAGUCCCCAUGUCCAUGAACAGAUAUCUCAACAAGAAGAUACUCCGAGACCUGCUCGGCUUCAAAGGGCUAAUCAUGUCCGAUGCCGGCUCCAUCCGGAACAUGUACACGCAGGCCAAGGUUGCCACGUCCUUUCAAGACGCCGGGUUGAAGGCCAUCCGUGGCGGAUUGGAACACGAGCUGUCCCCUCGGCCGCCAUCCGUUUAUCCGACGCUUAUCAACUCCGUCAACGACUCGGAAGUCGCCAGACUCAUCGACGACUCGGUCAGAGCGAUCCUCGCGAUCAAGUUCGCCACCGGCAUGUUUGACUUGCCGCUCCCUUCGGUCGAGAACCUCAACGCGACUCUCCGCAACGAGAAGCAUCUGGAAGUCAACCGGAACAUCUCGCGCGAAGCGAUCGUGCUUCUGCAAAACGACGGCACGCUGCCCCUUCGGCAGAGCAGCGCAUCCCGGGUCGCGCUGCUUGGGCCCUAUGCCGACGUUCUCAACACCGGACAAUACGCCGCAAACAACGCAUCUGACCCGUCUUACGGCAGCACGUUCCGCCGCAGCCUCGAGCGACAGCUUGGUGCCGAGAACGUGAAGUUCGUCGCGGGCGUAGACAUCCUGAGCUCGAACGACAGCUCGGGCAUCGAUGAGGCCGUUUCCGUGGCCAAGGAGGUCGGCCUCGCCGUCGUGGUCCUCGGUUCCGGCUGGGGGUCGUUUGACAACUCGUACGAGUCCCUGCAUCGUACGGAUGGAGAGGGCUUCAGUCAUCCCGACUUGGGGUUCCCGGGUCUGCAGCAACGGCUUCUCGACGCCGUCCUCGACGCCGGCGUGCCGUCCAUCCUCGUCCUCAGCGGCGGCCAGACCUUUCUGCUCAACGAAUCGACCAAGCGCUCCAAGGCGAUCCUUCUACACAUCCUGUUCGGCGCCGUCAACCCCAGCGGCAAGCUGACCAUGACGUUCCCCGAAGCCGAGGGCGCCUUUCCCGUUGCCUACGACUACUUCCCCUCGGACGACGAGGGUGGCUUCGGCGCCGCGACUGAGUACGACUGGCACCUGCCGGAGCUCACCCGCUAUGCGCCCAUCAGAUUCGGCUUCGGUCUGAGCUACACGACUUUCGACAUCUCCUCGACGUCGUUGCGGUGCCGCACGAACAGCAACAGCAACAACAGCAGCAGCAGCACCGCCGAUGCUUGCAGCGAGGAUGGCCAGGUGACCGUCACGGCUACGGUGACGAACACGGGCAGCGUCGCCGGCAAGGAGGUGGUGCAGCUCUACUUCCGCCCAGAGUACACGCAGAUUGAGUUUCCUGUCAUGAAGCUUAUCCGCUUCGAGAAGAUUGACGUCGCGGCCGGAGAGUCUAAGCAGGUGGACUUGACCGUUCCUUUCCAGGAGCUGGGAUACUUCAUCGACGGAGAGUGGACGGUCGAGAAGGGUCUCUACAACUUUUGGGUCGGGAGCAGUUCCAGGGACGAAGAUCUUCAAAGUCUGAACGCCACGCUGGCUUGA
Messenger RNA from Colletotrichum higginsianum IMI 349063, 2190 nucleotides. Its product is annotated as Periplasmic beta-glucosidase. The record is from RefSeq and is a predicted model, not a curated record. Lineage: Eukaryota; Fungi; Ascomycota; Sordariomycetes; Glomerellales; Glomerellaceae. Gene Ontology annotation, molecular function: hydrolase activity, hydrolyzing O-glycosyl compounds. The coding region runs from base 1 to 2190 and encodes 729 amino acids. Gene Ontology annotation, biological process: carbohydrate metabolic process. The transcript has 4 exons.